ACACUCGUUAUUACCACACGACCACACAUCACCGCUUUUUUAGAUAUUCCUACUUGAACUAGUUCGGAGUCACUCUCCCACAUCGACAAAGUUAUACACCAAUACAUUCGAACCAACGAAUACGCAAGCUCUCUACGAUGAUCGGACUCUUGCAAUACCUCGCCGCUUCUCCCCUUAUCUUGGGGUCGAUGUUGAUGGCUUCUAUCCCGAGCGCCGAAGCCGCCUCGCUCUCUCACCCCGCCCGAUCCCACAACUCCCACAACCACCUCGCCCGUCGACUCCAAAAGACCGGUCUUCAGAACAGGUCCGACUCGGAAGUCAGGGCCGUCAAGGCCGACGCCAAGAGGCGGGUCAAGAAGAGGGCUCCUGGGAGCGGAGGGAAGACUUGUCGGAUCAGGCAACAAGGGGGUGGAGUUAGCAGUUUGGCUAGUGCCAGUGCCAGUGCGACCGCUUCUGUCACCGAAGUCGCCAGUGCCAGUGCUACUGCCAGUGUUACCGACGCUGCUACCGCCGCCGCUUCGACCCCGGUUCAAGAGACCGCUGCUGCGACUACCGACGCCUGGACCUCUGCUGCUGCCGAGUCCACUCAAGCUCAAGAGACCUGGGCUUCGUCCACCUGGGUCGAGCCCACCGCAGCCUCCUCCUCGGUCUGGGUUCAACCUUCCGCCACGGCCGCUGCUCCUACUACUGGAGCUGCUGGAUCUGGAGGGUGGUUGAACGCGGGAAGCAAGGUCGGGUUGUGUUGGCCUAACGGCGAUUGGUCUGAACCCGGUGCGGUCGACUAUGUCGGAAACUUUAUCGGAAGUACCGUCAGUUUCAUGUAUGAUUGGCAUUACCAGGGAUGCAAGAAGGCCUCCGACCUCGGUAUCGAAUACGUGCCCAUGAUGUGGGGUGCCAAGGACGCCGUCCCCGCCUUUUACGAAGCCCAAGCCAACUGGCCCGAGACGACCAAACACGUCCUCUUCUUCAACGAGCCCAACGACCCGGGUCAGUCCAACAUCUCCCCCGAGGGAGCCGUCCAGUUCUGGAAACAGUACAUGAGCCCGUUGAAGGCCCAGGGGUACUUGAUCGGGAUGGCCGCUACGACCAGCGCGCCGAGCGGGUUGGAAUGGGUCUUGAAGUUCAAAGAGGUCUGUCCCGAGUGUUGGGCCGAGACCGACUUUGUGCCCUUGCACUACUACGACGUUAGCACCGACCACUUCAAGCAAUACGUCACCAACUACCACGAUGCCGUCCAGAAGCCCAUCUGGAUCACCGAGUACGCCUGUCAAAACUUUAACGGUGGCGCCCAGUGUUCUUGGGACGAGACGAUGAACUUCCACUACGAGAUGGCUUCCUGGUUCAACGAGCAGAGUUGGGUCGAGAGGUACAGUCCGUUUGGUGCGAUGAAGAACAUGCAAGGUGUUCAGGAGGCCAACCGUCUCAUGGACGCUGGUGGUGCCAUCACUCCUCUCGGAGCUUGGUACGCCCACAGCGCCUGAGCGGGUCGAUGAAUGCUUUGGGUCUCGUUUUCCGUGCCAGCACGAACGUUUUCUCCAUGACUCGAGCCUGUCUAGUUUCACU
Filobasidium floriforme is the source of this 1563-nucleotide messenger RNA. Its product is annotated as glycosyl hydrolase catalytic core-domain-containing protein. Gene Ontology annotation, cellular component: fungal-type cell wall. The transcript is spliced from 7 exons. Lineage: Eukaryota; Fungi; Basidiomycota; Tremellomycetes; Filobasidiales; Filobasidiaceae. The coding region runs from base 138 to 1481 and encodes 447 amino acids. Gene Ontology annotation, biological process: fungal-type cell wall polysaccharide metabolic process. The record is from RefSeq and is a predicted model, not a curated record.